Messenger RNA from Didymodactylos carnosus, 261 nucleotides. The record is from the annotation of a GenBank genome assembly. NCBI's taxonomy places the organism in Eukaryota, Metazoa, Rotifera, Eurotatoria, Philodinida, Philodinidae.
AUGCAGAAAUAUAAUCGUGGUCGAGCAAUUGGUAAUCAAUGGGUAUUCGGUGGCACGGAUCGUGAUACGGAUGAAUGUUUUGCUGUUACGGUUGAUCGUCGAGAUACAGCAACUCUCUUACCAAUAAUUCAACAAUAUAUAAAACCUGUACCACCAUAUACAGCGAUGAAUGGCGAGCCUAUUCAUCACUGUACUGAUCGACCAUUCAUGCGCCUUGUUGAACAAUUUAAUGAACUGUAUCCGGUAGCAAAAGAAAAUUAA